AUGUCUCUGAUGCAAGCAAGUAAAAUAUCAUUUCCAUACACCUUCAACCAACUUUUCGAGACAGCCAAAAGCCACUUAUUAUGUAUGGAAAACAAUCUUCAACAACGUGCGGCGGCGGGAAGAGGCGCAGUUGCCUCGGUCCAACGAAUGAAGAUUCUCAAAAUUGACGAGGUUGAGCGGCACAGCUGUCAGUAUAUGCAAGGGCCAACAAUGCAACGUCUGGUCUCUCUCCUCGUAUUUUGCGUUUUCCUGGGGUGCAUCAAGGCAGAUGUUGCUUUCACAUGGCCCUAUCCAGGAGCCACCUUGGGUUCGGGAGAUGUAACUCUUUGGUGGAGGGAAGAUGGGAAUGCGCUUUUGAUCGAGGAGAUGGGUAGCCAUUUGUUAGUUUUGUUUACUGGAAGUAAUAACGUUAUGCAAAUUUUGAAUGAAUGGGUCAUCCCCGUUGGAACAUACAAUGCAACUAUACACCUCAACUCAAACAUCGGACCCAAUGCAAACAACUCCUAUUUCUUCGGCAUUCAAUCGAACCCCAUAAACACGACGAACUAUCCAUCAACCUCCAUUCCAGUUCUCACAAACUUCUCACCUCGUUUCUCUCUCACGAACAUGACGGGUAAAGAUUUUAGCCCUUCUAUGAGCGCUGCAAAUGCUGCGUGCAAUACUACAGAUGGGCCGGACUCUGUAAUUCGAGAUGAAUCGCAAGAUCAAAUAUCUCUGGGUAUGGCUAAUAUCACAAGUUCCGGGGUGAUUCAUAAUCCAACGGAUGGUGUGCUCGUUACGACUGUUCCUUUGACACCUGUCGUUUCAGCGACUACUUCACCUUCUUCUCUCGUAACAACUAUCUUAUUUGCACCAACGCCCACUGCCUCUCCUCAACCUGUUACAGAAACUCCAACGCAGACUCCGAUUUCCAUAGCCAAUGCCCAUAAAAGAAUGGUAAUUGCCGUUCCUAUCGCUAUAGGUGUCGCUGCUCUGGCUGGUCUCUUUAUAUUUUUCGUUGUUCAAUACAGGCGUCGGCAUCCAUCGUCCGAAAAGGCUGACCCAGACGGAUCUAUUCUUCCAUUUUUCCCAUCACCACCUACUCAUCCCAAUACAUGGAUGGAUACCAAGACUUCCACUUUCAAGAAUAAAUCCAAUCGUUUCUGGUAUCGUCUGAAAGCCAAACGUCCACGAAAUAGUGUUGCUGAGCUGCCUGGGUACGAAAGCCCCGGUACAUUGAAGUCUAUCUCACAACGUAACACCAGUCCAAGCGGAACGACAAUUACAAACAGGAGCGAAAUGGCUCACACGCCUAUAAUCAUUCCUUCUACUGCAGCAACUGUAAUAUUAUCGGCUAAAAACCAACACCAAGCACAAGGUUAUCCAGGACGCGAAGUCGGCUUUUUGGCUGUAGGUCCGAAUUCGGCAAUUAAUAACCACAACUCAGAUCCCAAAACUCCUAUUAGUGUUACCCACACAAACCAUUCGUAUUCACGUGCCUCAACUAUCAAGACCAUCACGACGGAAAGCUCAGGCGUUCCAUCUUCAUCAGCUCUAUCAUCAUCUUUUGACCGAGAACGCAAACGCGGGCCUUUUACAUUAGACUUUGGAACGCGCGUAUUUAAAGAAAGAGAAACACAAAUACCACCACAACCACCAAGCCCUACAGCCCUCAGAGGUACGGCAAAAGUAGUUACGAUUCCGAGGAGCAAUUCAUUAUUACAUUCGACCUCGGACUGUGGUACGAUAUCUCAACCUUCUUCUACUUACUAUCCUGCGAGAAAAAGCUCGCUUCAAAGAGGAGGAUCAGAAGGAUAUAACUUUUCGACCCCUGCAUCGAUAUAUCAAAAAUCUUCAUAUAAUACACCUUCGUCUUCAUAUCAAGCUCCACAAACAUCAUUUCCUCCACCGCCAACUUCAAUGUUGUCUCAGGCGUCUCAAUUGAAGAGAUUUAGAAGCCCAAUGGUGAGUACGGAUGAGAGUGCUGCUGUUAGAGAAGCAGAAAUAAGAAUUAGAGGAUUACUUGGGAAUAAUGGAGGAAUUGGCUCCGGUAGGGAUGGGAUUGUGAGUCCGAUUAGUCCGGUUAGUCCUUUGUCGAGAUGA
Messenger RNA from Botrytis fragariae, 2082 nucleotides. RefSeq names its product putative beta glucan boisynthesis protein. The transcript is spliced from 6 exons. Gene Ontology annotation, biological process: cell wall biogenesis; (1->6)-beta-D-glucan biosynthetic process; fungal-type cell wall organization. Gene Ontology annotation, cellular component: extracellular region. The coding region runs from base 1 to 2082 and encodes 693 amino acids. The record is from RefSeq and is a predicted model, not a curated record. Lineage: Eukaryota; Fungi; Ascomycota; Leotiomycetes; Helotiales; Sclerotiniaceae.